UUGAGGGAGUGCAGGGACCAAUCACGGCCGGUGGGAGUAUUUUGUGAUUCACUCGGAUGAGACGCGCUCAGGCUCCGGCUCCGGCUCCGGCUCAGCGCUGUCCCUUUCAGCACCGGGAACAGACACUGGCGCAUCUUCGGAGCGGGACCGUCUGUGAGUCACCGAGCAGCAGGCCACUUCGAACCCAGGACUGUGAUCUCCGUGGCCUCAAUCUGAGAUUCCCUCCCCCGGCUCUCAAAUCCACUGCCUCCACCUUCGCUUUCAUCUUGAGAUGCGUGCCACAUGUGGCCGGGAUGUUAUAAAGAUUGGCGGUAGGCCCCCGCAUUUGCUUGGGGUCCGAGGCUGAACUCUGAUUGGCUGGGGGGGCACUGAUGGUCCCCCCUAACUCCCGUGCUCACUGCCGGACCGCCCCCCUUCGCUGCGACCACCAGAAGUCCCGCCUCCCCACGCGCCCGCUCACGCCGCCCCGCCCCGCCCUGCCGCCAUGGCGAGGGACUCGCGGAAGCCGCCUGUCUCUUGCCGCCGCAUCUUCCUGUUGACGGUCAGGUGUUGCUGGUUGCUGAGCUGCAUGCGAGAGGCUCAGGCCCAGGAGCAUGCCCACUCCAUCCGGCUGGACGGCGACAUCAUCCUGGGGGGCCUCUUCCCCGUCCACGCCCGCGGCGACCGCGGCGUGCCCUGCGGCGAGCUCAAGAAGGAGAAGGGCAUCCACCGACUGGAAGCCAUGCUCUUCGCCAUCGACCAGAUCAACAAGGACCCCGAGCUGCUGCCCAACGUGACGCUGGGCGCCCGCGUCCUGGACACCUGCUCGCGGGACACCUACGCCCUGGAGCAGUCGCUCACCUUCGUGCAGGCACUCAUCGAGAAGGACGCCACUGACGUCCGCUGUGCCAGUGGUGACCCGCCCAUCUUCGCCAAGCCGGACAAGAUUGUGGGUGUGAUCGGCGCCUCCGCCAGCUCCGUGUCCAUCAUGGUCGCCAACAUCCUGCGGCUCUUUAAGAUACCUCAGAUCAGCUAUGCAUCCACGGCCCCCGAGCUCAGCGACAACACCCGCUACGACUUCUUCUCACGCGUGGUGCCGCCCGACUCCUACCAGGCACAGGCCAUGCUGGACAUCGUCAUGGCGAUGGGCUGGACCUACGUCUCCACCCUGGCGUCGGAGGGCAACUACGGCGAGAGCGGCGUGGAGGCCUUUGUGCAGAUCUCCCGGGAGUCUGGUGGCGUGUGCAUCGCGCAGUCCCUGAAGAUCCCCAGAGAACCCAAGCAGGGCGAGUUUGACAAGAUAAUUCUGCGACUGCUUGAGACCUCCAGCGCCCGCGCCGUCAUCAUGUUUGCUAAUGAGGAUGAUAUCAGGCGGAUCCUUGAUGCUGCCAAACGCAACAAUCAGACGGGUCACUUCCUGUGGGUGGGCUCUGACAGCUGGGGUUCGAAGAUCUCCCCAGUCAUCCAGCAGGAGAGGGUGGCCGAGGGGGCCGUGACCAUCCUCCCUAAGCGGGCAUCUGUGGACGCGUUUGACAGGUACUUCAGAAGCCGAUCCCUGUCCAACAAUAGGAGGAACGUGUGGUUUGCGGAAUUCUGGGAGGAGAAUUUCAGCUGCAGGCUGGGAUCGCACGGCAGACGGCCUGGAAUCCUGAAGAAAUGCACAGGGCUGGAGAAGGUGGGCAGGGACUCCAUCUACGAGCAGGAGGGCAAGGUGCAGUUUGUGAUGGACGCCGUGUACGCCAUGGCACACGCGCUGAACCGCAUGCACCGCGAGCUGUGCUCCGGCUACCCAGGGCUGUGUCCCCGCAUGGCCAACGUCGACGGCAAGGAGCUGCUCGCCCACAUCCGGGCCGUCAACUUCAACGGCAGCGCCGGGACCCCGGUGGUCUUUAACGAGAACGGCGACGCCCCCGGCCGUUACGACAUCUUCCAGUACCAGAUCACCAACAAGUCGACGGCAGAGUACAAAGUCAUCGGCCACUGGACGGACAACUUGCACCUGAAUGUGGAUGCCAUGCAGUGGGCGGGGGGCAGCAGGGCCGCACCGGCCUCUGUGUGCAGCCUGCCGUGCCAGCUUGGCGAGCGUAAGAAGAUGGUGAAGGGCGUGCCAUGCUGCUGGCAUUGCGAGCGCUGUGAGGGCUACCACUUCCAGGCGGGCGAGUUCAGCUGCGAGCUGUGUCCAUACGAGCAGCGGCCCGACCGCAACCGCACCGGCUGCCAGCCCAUCCCCAUCGUCAAGCUGGAGUGGCACUCACCCUGGGCCAUGGCGCCAGUCUUCAUCUCCAUGCUGGGCAUCGUGGCCACCACCUUCGUCAUCGUCACCUUUGUGCGCCACAACGACACGCCCAUCGUGCGUGCCUCGGGCCGCGAGGUCAGCUACGUGCUGCUGACGGGCAUCUUCCUAUGCUACGCUACCACCUUCCCCAUGAUCGCAGCCCCCGAUGCCGCCAUCUGCUCGCUGCGCCGCAUCUUCCUGGGCCUGGGCAUGUGCUUCAGCUACGCCGCCCUGCUCACCAAGACCAACCGCAUCCACCGCAUCUUCGAGCAGGGCAAGCGGUCGGUGACGGCACCGCGGUUCAUCAGCCCCGCCUCCCAGCUGGUCAUCACCUUCAGCCUGAUCUCUGUACAGCUACUGGGCGUCUUCGUGUGGUUCGCCACUGACCCGCCGCAUACCGUGGUAGACUACGGCGAGCAGCGCACCCAGGACCCGGAGAAUGCCCGUGGCGUCCUCAAGUGUGACAUCUCGGACCUCUCCCUCAUCUGUUCCCUCGGAUACAGUAUUCUGUUGAUGGUCACGUGCACUGUUUACGCCAUUAAGACUAGGGGGGUCCCAGAGACCUUCAAUGAAGCCAAACCCAUUGGAUUUACCAUGUACACUACCUGCAUUAUCUGGUUAGCAUUUAUCCCCAUCUUCUUUGGGACCGCACAGUCAGCCGAGAGGAUGUACAUCCAGACGACCACGCUGACCAUCUCCCUGAGUCUGAGCGCCUCCGUCUCCCUGGGCAUGCUCUACAUGCCCAAGGUGUACGUCAUCAUCUUCCACCCAGAGCAGAACGUGCCCAAGCGCAAGCGCAGCUUCAAGGCCAUCGUCACCGCCGCCGCCAUGUCGGGCAAGCUGACGCAGAAGGGGGGCGACCGGCCCAACGGCGAGGUGAAGACCGAGCUCUGCGAGAGCAUGGACACCAACAGUGAGUGACGCCGCCGGGGAGCGAGCCAGGCUGCCACGGGAUAGGCGUGGGAAUACCGUAAAGAACGGCCCGGCACUUUGGCGGACGGUAGCUUCAGUAGCAAAAUAUAAACAAUUUCAUUCAUGACUCAGUGUAAACAAACCAGAAUUCAACCGAGAAGAUGAAGGCUGCUCUGCUGACCUGAGUAUUUUAUGAGCCAUUUAUGCCGUAUUAUGUCUGAUUUGAGGAGUUUUUCAUUGUUUUUUGCACGUAGUGAAGGUGUGAUUAAACCCGCAGCAAAUUCUGGUCGAGUCCUCCAUCCACUCUGGACUUUAGAGUCCGAGGUGCGUGCCCAGCCUUCUGUCUCUCACUGGGAUCCCGUUUCUAUGGAGACACCCCAAGGCAGAUCCCGAGGAUGUGUGAUUUCAGAUCCCCGGCAGCAUUCAGGAUCGACGACCUGCCGGUGGCUCCUCGCUGGAGGUCAUGGAAACGUAUCGGCGUUGCGAUUGGCUAAUGAGCCGGUCAUGUGACUCGGGGAAGUUGACAGUGCAGGGCGUUAUGCUCAUUUCAAAGGAAAUGCAAGGGGCCGGAUAAAAAAAACCUUUUGAAGUCACCAGAGAGAUUUUGGCUGAGGACCAUCGUACUCAUACUGUCCAUGUUAAAGAGACACUGGAAUUCAUUAUUUUUUUAAAUUCAGAGAAACUGAACUUUAAUCGGGGCUUGGUGCGUUGAAAAUGUAAAUUCUCUCAGGUCUGUCAGGGGUGUGGUAAAAUCUCUACUUAAGUUUUGCGAAUUGUUUCUGAAAGCACAUGUAAAACAAGACAGAGCUACAUGUAUGAGAACCAGCCGAUUCUUCACAUGAGAAAGAUGAAAGUACAAGGAUGGUGAGCUGGUGCAAUAUUUCUGGCACCAAGGGGCAGCUUAGGGGUUAAGUGCUUUGUUUUUAAGUGCUUGGUAAAUACCACUUCAUUUAUUCAGUCACUUUUGCCACUGCCUGCUUUUGAAAACUUUUUUUUUUGGAAUGUAUUUUGAAGUGAACAUUUUUUAUUUUUUUUUUUAAUAUAAAUUCUCAUUUGAAGGAAAUAAAAUGUUCCCACUGAGGUGCCUUGUCACACAUCAGCAUUAGGAGAUGCCCCAAAAUUUUUGUUUCCAUGCGAUUUUGGCCAGUUGGAUGAUAGAGCAGCUUGUGAAAAACUUGCUGUUGAAGGAUCAUUUUUGACAGGAAAGUGUCCUUUUAUACAUAACCACAGUAAAACAGAAAGUAAAAGAUCUUCCAAAAGGACACAACCAUUAACAAGCAAAGCUGGUAACCUUGAAGUCAUAUAAAACUGUGGCUCUUUACCAGAAUUACGGUUUAAAUCUGGAGCGACGUUGAGGCUGUAAGCAGGACGGACAGGAAAAAAAAAGAAAAUAAAUGAGAGUUUUUACAUCGGCCAUGUUUUCCCCUUAGCAGCCUCCUCGACCAAGACGACGUACGUCAGCUAUAGCAAUCCCGCCAACUGACGUCCGCCGUGGGGAGAAAAUUCCGGAAGGACCACGGAUCCAUCACUGAGCCGUCAAGUUCGAUGAGGACUAGGGUUUCGGGGAGGGGGGGGGGCGGAGGUUUCCCACGCUGCCCGAGCAGAGUUGCUAACAACUUUCGCUUCAUACCGGUGACUCAGGAUGGUAAAGCAGGCUGAAGCGGGACUGGAGCUCAUUUCUGCAGAUAAACAAACGGAACAAAACUGACCUCCAGCUUGAGAGACACGGGAGACAUUCAAAACUAAAAAAAAAAAAAAACAGCAGGAUUAAAAAAAAAAAUUCUUUUGAAGACAAAGAUUUAAGUAUUAAAAAAAAAGAGAGAAAACGUCCAAGUCAAC
This is a messenger RNA of Paramormyrops kingsleyae, 5005 nucleotides long. The record is from RefSeq and is a predicted model, not a curated record. NCBI's taxonomy places the organism in Eukaryota, Metazoa, Chordata, Actinopteri, Osteoglossiformes, Mormyridae.